Messenger RNA from Anopheles coustani, 1203 nucleotides. RefSeq names its product probable chitinase 10. Gene Ontology annotation, molecular function: chitin binding. Gene Ontology annotation, cellular component: extracellular region. The record is from RefSeq and is a predicted model, not a curated record. The transcript has 2 exons. Bases 1 to 1203 code for a protein of 400 amino acids. NCBI's taxonomy places the organism in Eukaryota, Metazoa, Arthropoda, Insecta, Diptera, Culicidae.
AUGAACGGGUUUCAGCUGUCGCUGAUCGUGGUGCUGUGCGGCACGGUAGGAGUCGCUCGUGGUCAAGAAUUAACGGCUUCCUUUAAUUUUGCGGAUGGCAUCGCGGACGCACGUUGCCCAAGUAAUGACAACCCAAUGAACCCGAUGCUGCUGGCGGUGCCGAGCGAUUGUAGCAAGUUUCAGAAGUGCUACAAUGGGCGUGCGUUCACGAUCAGCUGUCCGGCGGGUCAGGAGUUCGGUGUACACAUCCAGCGCUGCGAUUACCCGAUGUUCGCUCAGUGCCGCCAGGGGUUCGUGCAGCCGCAGCCGGCUGCGUUCCGCUACGAGGAAGGUAGCAGCGAUACACGCUGUCCCCGAUUCGACGAUCCUUUCAAUCCGAAACAUCUGGCACACCCGACCGACUGUCGCCGGUUCUACAAGUGUUUCGAUGGGCUCGCUUUUGAGCUGCAGUGCCCUAUGGGUCAGGAAUGGGGCAAGGAGCUGAAUCGGUGCGACUAUCCGACGUUGGCGCGCUGCUCCGUCGGUCGCCAGGAUCGUCCCGAUGUCGCUCAAGAGUCCGAUGAUCUAUCCGCGAGUGUCGAGUUGCCAGAGCAGGGGGAGAUAGUGGACGCCACUCUGAAGAAGGAGUACGUCCAGCCGGCCAAGGCGGAGUUCACCUACAAUGCCGGUGUGUAUGAUGUGCGCUGCCCGAAGUAUGACGAUCCCUACCGUCCGAUCCACCUCUCGCAUCCGGGCGAUUGCCGCAAGUUCCUGAAGUGUUUCGAUGGACGCGCGUACACCAUCGAUUGCCCGCCUGGUCAGGAGUUCGGCAUGCGUAUUAACCGCUGCGACUAUCCUCAGUUUGCCCAGUGUUCGGCACCGAAAGCCCGCAAGAGCCUACGCAAAGCGGCGGAACCGGCGUACGAUGACAGCUACUACUACUACGACGAGGAUGAGUUUGGAAGCGAUGUGCCGCUGGAUUCGGCCGAAUGGACGCCAGAGCAGCGGGAGAUGAUUGCCGGGAUAUCGGACACACGCUGCCCGGAGAAGGACGAUCCGGCAGAACCGCUCCACUUCAUCCACCCGCGUGACUGCGGUAAAUUCUACAAGUGCUACUCGGGACGUGCCUACCUGAUCAACUGUCCGAUCGGGCAGCACUGGAGUGUGCGGUACGAUCGGUGCGACUACCCGAAGGUGGCCAAAUGUACGAUCCGAGGCAGCUAA